AAUGGGCAAAAGGAAUAUCGACAUAGGAUGCGCUUUGAGCCUGGAACAUCCAUAAAAUACAGCUGUGACCCUGGCUAUGUGCUGGUGGGCGAAGAAUCCAUAAAUUGUACCUCUGACGGGGUGUGGACACCCACUGUCCCCAAAUGCAAAGUGGCAGAGUGUGAACCUAUAGGAAAGUAUCUCUACAAAAAACCUCAGAAUCAAUUGAUUAGACCAGAUGUUAACUCUUCUUGCGAUGAAGGGUCCAGGUUAGGUGAGAGUGUUUAUCAGCUGUGUCAAGGCACCAUUCCUUGGUAUAUGGAGAUUCGUCUUUGUAAAGGUGAGUAGCAAAAAAUAACAGAGAACCUGAGAUCAUGUGACACCUCUGCAUGCCCUGGGAGAUUUCUGUUUUGGGCUAUGCUGUGGGAAUAAGAAUAUUAGCCUCUG
This is a messenger RNA of Myotis lucifugus (little brown bat), 426 nucleotides long. Its product is annotated as complement receptor type 2-like. The coding region runs from base 28 to 327 and encodes 99 amino acids. The record is from RefSeq and is a predicted model, not a curated record. NCBI's taxonomy places the organism in Eukaryota, Metazoa, Chordata, Mammalia, Chiroptera, Vespertilionidae. Gene Ontology annotation, biological process: negative regulation of complement activation, classical pathway. The transcript is spliced from 3 exons.